CGCCAUAUUCUGACGACUCCAUCGAUCGCAUGUGAAACUUUUCAGCUUUGUCGAAGCAAAAUCACUCGGAAACUCAAGAAUUGAUUGUAACGAACUCGAAGUGGCUUCCACUGUAUUUAAUACAGAGAAAAACGUAAAGGGAAAACAGAAACAGCGAAAGAGUGGGGAAAUUGUUUCGCGACAGAGAAAAUGGUAGAGGGCUCAUUGCGCAGUGUGGAACCGCUGGCGUAUUACGUAAACACGCUGUCUGAUUUCGAUAAGCAAGUUGUUAAGGCCCAUAAGGAUAAAGACCAAGAACGGAUCAAACAGCUAGCAUCAACUGGAAAUAUGAUGGACAUAGAUUUAUUCAUAUGUAUAAACAAGGCUUGGCAUGGCUUUGUUCUGUGCGUCCCUGCUGGCGUAGACGAAAGCGGUCUUGUCGACUGUUCUGAUGUGGUGAAAACUCCAUUCGAUGUUCCAGAUGUUGCUCUCUGUUGGGAGUUUGAAUUGUGCAUGGAAUACCAACAGCAGCGAAUGUAUAAGAUACGUAAGGAUUUUCGGCUCUUUAAAGACAUCGUCACCAGAAUUAAGAGGAGCUUUUACAUCGGCCGAUUUAAGCAGAUCACCUUGAAUGCUUUGCAGUUUGUUGCCCUCAGAGCUGCACCUCAUCGAUAUAGCGUUUUACUUGAGGACUGUGUCGAGUUCGCGAAAGAGUUCUGUGUUCAGACGCUGGCAUAUUCCUCCAAUUGGCGUGAGCUUGAGGAGCAGGUUCAUAGUAACAUCCAGAGAGCGACUGCUACUGGAUUCAGUGCCGAGAGGCUGUCGAGAAACAUCCGUAGCUCUGGUUGGCUGGGGAAUACCUUUCUUGGCGGGAUAGAUGUUAGCAGUGCGAUGUCGAACCGUUAUACAUUACCGUUACUUUUUGCUCUGGUCUUUUUCCUCUUUGUGUAUCCGAUCGCUGUUGCCGUUAUUGUAGUCAAAUUAAUCAUGUAAGAAUAUCGAUCCCGCAAAUAUAAACACAAGUCGGGGAUUUUUAAACAUUCGAUGUUCACAUUCGGUCUUAGUCAAGUUUGAUAACUUCAAGACGUGAAUUGAUGCAUUGUUUCCGUUCGGAAAUUACGGAUAGUUUUUUCCAUGAUUUUUGCUAUUUUACUUGCGUUUGAUGAUAAACAAUUACAUGAUAUAAAUCGUACCAAUGUUGCAUUCAAAAUGGACAAUUAUGACCUUGUGUACGUCAGAAAUGUUAUGUAUGUUAAUUGGGUACUUUGAGUAAUCAUACUAACCGGGCCCUUGCUGCUCAUUUGUUAUACAACGGUUCUCUAGCCGCUUAAUCUUUAUUUAGCAUAAAUAUAUGUACAAAACGCUCGUUGUAGUCUGCCCAAUAGCGAUACAAAGUUCUAUAUGUCCAUUAAAUUGUUACCAGCCCUCACGCUCGUUCGCGAAAAAAAAAAAAUAAAAACAGGCACAUGGAGACGAGGCUUGAGCGCGUCAUUUCGGCGGGAAAAAGCGUGGCAGCGUCGUUUCACAUUAUCACUGCGUAAAUAUCGAGUGGUGAAGCUAGGCAAAACGAAUUUGUAUGGAUUCUUGAGCGGUAGGUUAGCGAUUAAUUUUACUUGUUAUCGAGUUAACGACAUGAAAAAUUUUCCUCUCGUUUCUCGUACUGAGCUUGUCUUAUAGUCAACAAUUUGGAGACAUGAGAGUUCAUUUGAUGUUUGCAAACAAGAGACGCAAUUUAAGAGUGGUUUCAUUUCUCUUCUUUAAACUUCCUUAGACAGAUCAAAAUCAAAGCUUGAAUUCGCGCAUAGCAGAUGCAUAAUUUUUUUUUUUAGUAAAGAAAAAAAGCUUUCAUGGCAUGUGCUCGAAUAUUCUAGCUAUGUGCCGUUUGCCGGUCGGAAGGUUGGAAGGUUGCAAAGAAGAUACAGAUUGAUAUACCGUUGAAUACGCACAUCUGCAGUUUAAAUUCUUUUUUGUCCGCUGAAAGUUGUAAAAAUCUUGAGGAGAUUCAACAAGAAGCUCCAUCGCCAGAAUACUCAUUUGUGACCAACCGGGGUAUCGAGAAUUUGUCGCUUUGUUCUUUUAGCUUUUUGAUGGUAAAAAUUUCCUUUCCCGAAAAUAAGAUAUCCAUUACGUUUACAAGGAUUGGUGUCAGGGUAAAAGACAGUUUGGAUGUGUUUUUCCGCUGCUGAUAAGACAGGCCGGAUACGAAUAAAAAGUUUUAUGGAU
This is a messenger RNA of Pocillopora damicornis (cauliflower coral), 2202 nucleotides long. RefSeq lists its product as uncharacterized. Lineage: Eukaryota; Metazoa; Cnidaria; Anthozoa; Scleractinia; Pocilloporidae. The record is from RefSeq and is a predicted model, not a curated record.